Solea solea (common sole) is the source of this 601-nucleotide messenger RNA. Its product is annotated as zinc transporter 7-like. The coding region runs from base 102 to 509 and encodes 135 amino acids. The transcript is spliced from 4 exons. NCBI's taxonomy places the organism in Eukaryota, Metazoa, Chordata, Actinopteri, Pleuronectiformes, Soleidae. The record is from RefSeq and is a predicted model, not a curated record.
GUGCGGCCGCACAUAAAAAGGACCAGCAGGUGGACGACGUCUGUGUCUGUCUGUCUGUGGAUCUACUACUCUCCAGCUCACAGAUCAUCUGAAGUUCAAAAAUGUACCCACACAACCAAGGAAACCAGUACCCUGGCUAUCCUCAACAGCCAGGGGGUUACCCUCAACACCCUCCAGGCGGUGUCCCACCAACCUGCCCUCCUGGACCCCACGGUCCACAGGGAGGAUACCCCGGAUACGGGCCUGGGCCUGGCUGUGGACAAGGUCAGGGCCAUGGCCACGGCCACGGUCACGGCCACGGCCACAGUCACGGCCACGGCCACGGCCACGAUCACGGUCACGGCCACGGCCACGGUCACGAUCACGGUCAUGGCCCCUGUCAUCAGGGCCACGGACAACACGGCUUCAAGCACAAGCACAAGCAUGGUCACAAGCAUGGCAAGUGCCACAAGAAAGGAAAGAACUGUCACGGGUCCUCUAGCAGCUCCUGCAGCAGUGACUCGGACUAGAGAAGAUUCCUGGAGGGAAAUGGAAAAACCUUCGUCCUCCUGUCAUGCAUGAGAAAUACAUUUCACUGCCUAUUAAACAUUUCUUCACACAA